Messenger RNA from Paramecium octaurelia, 832 nucleotides. Lineage: Eukaryota; Ciliophora; Oligohymenophorea; Peniculida; Parameciidae. The record is from the annotation of a GenBank genome assembly.
AAUAUUAUGAUUUGGCAAUUUAGAAGAACCCUGAAAAAUCAGAAUAUUAUAUUGGUAAAGGUACAUUUGUUUUAAAGAAAAAUUCAAUUAGGCAGAGCUUUAGAAAGUAUAGAUAGAUGUGAAGAAGCGUUAGAAUAUUACGAUUCAGCCAUUUAGAAAAGCCCAGAAAUAUCCGAAUAUUAUUUUAUAAGAGGUAAAGAAUUAUAAGAAUUUAUGUAGCACAAUCUCUAGAAAAAUUGAAUAGAUAUGGGGAAGCAUUAGAAAAUUAUGAUUCAGCUAUUUUGAACAACCCGGAAUAAUCCAAAUACUUUAUCUAAAAAGGUAAAUAGUAUUAUAUCAAUUUGUUUCAGCACGAAUCUUAGAAAGUAUGGGUAGAUAUGAAGAAGCAUUAGAAUAUUAUGAUUCAGCUUUUUCGAAAAGCCCUGAAAAUUCAAAAUAUUAUUUUGCCAAAGGUAAAGACUAUGAUAUGAAUUAAUGCAGCAUAAGUUCUAGAAAAUGCGAAUAGAUUUGGAGAAGCAUUAGGAUAUUAUGAUUUAGCUAUUUAGAAAAACCCUGAAGAAUCAGAACAUUAUGUUGGUAAAGGUAAAUAUUAUUAAAAAAUCUUUGCAGCAAGAACUUUAGGAAGUAUGGGUAUAUAUGAAGAAGCAUUAGAAUAUUAUGAUUUAGCUAUUUAGAAAAGCCCUGAAAAUUCAGAAUAUAAUGUUAGAAAAGGUAAAUAUGAUGAAUAUGAAUUUAUACAGCACAAGCUCUAGAAGAAAUGUAUAAAUAAGAAGAAGCAUUGGAAUAUUAUAAUUUAAAUAGACAAAUAUAAUUUUCAGAAUAAUAGAAUUGA